This is a messenger RNA of Brassica rapa (field mustard), 3111 nucleotides long. RefSeq lists its product as uncharacterized. Lineage: Eukaryota; Viridiplantae; Streptophyta; Magnoliopsida; Brassicales; Brassicaceae. The record is from RefSeq and is a predicted model, not a curated record. Gene Ontology annotation, molecular function: RNA-DNA hybrid ribonuclease activity; nucleic acid binding.
AUGUCUGAUACCUUUGUUGAUGACAAUGCGAUUGCGAUGAUCAACCGGAGCCUCCUUUUGGCCUACAAAGCAGAGGAGGAAUUUUGGAAACAAAGAAGCAGGCAACUCUGGCUCUCCCUUGGUGAUUUGAAUACGGGGUAUUUUCAUGCUUCCACGAAGAACAGACGAGCAAGGAACAGACUCUCCAUGAUUGAAGACGACAAUGGUACUCUGGUGGUGGAUGAUGAGAAGAUCGCCGGAACUAUCUCCAACUAUUUUCAGAAAAUCUUCACAUCCACACAACCCCGGAUCACUGAUACGGUGAGAAGAGCACUCAACCCAUGCAUUUCAGCUGAGACUAAUAGGAGACUCACCAGGUUACCCUCUGAUCUCGAGAUUAGAGAGGCCAUGUUUGCCAUCCAUCCGGAUAAAGCCCCUGGCCCUGAUGGGUUCUCCGCUAGUUUUUUCCAGACAAAUUGGCCCACAGUGGGUCCUGCGAUUUGCUGCGAAAUCAGAGCCUUCUUCGCCACGGGAUCUCUACCUAACAAAAUCAAUAACACAAACAUCAGACUCAUUCCGAAGAUUUCCAACCCACUGAGAGUAUCUGAUUACAGACCUAUUGCGCUUUGUAAUGUCUACUACAAGGCUAUCUCUAAACUACUAUCUAUUCGAUUGAAGCCUAUCCUACAAGACAUUAUUUCAGAGAAUCAGUCUGCGUUUGUACCUGGUAGGGCGAUCUCCGAUAACGUGCUCAUUACACACGAAGUUCUUCAUUACCUCAAGCACUCGGAAGCGGAGAAACACUGCGCCAUGGCCGUCAAGACCGACAUCAGCAAAGCGUAUGAUCGUCUGGAGUGGUCCUUUAUUGGACAGGUUCUCGAGAGGCUGGGGUUUGAUAGCACCUGGAUAAAUUGGAUUCUUCAAUGCAUCACCACCGUCUCGUACUCUUUUUUAAUAGACAAUGAGGUGGUGGGGGAGGUCAAGCCACAGCGGGGAAUCAGACAGGGAGACCCCCUGUCUCCCUACAUCUUCAUCUUGUGUGGAGAAGUACUCUCAGGACUCUGCAAAAAAGCACAACAAGAUGGACUGUUAACAGGGGUGCGAGUCUCAAACAAUAGCCCAAGCAUAAAUCAUCUGCUUUUUGCAGAUGAUACUAUGUUCUUCACAGGAACAAAUCUACAGUGCUGCACGACUCUCCUAAAGAUCCUGCGUGUUUAUGAGGAAGCUUCUGGCCAAAAAAUAAAUUCCGAAAAAUCCUCUAUCUCUUUCUCUGCACGAACUCCCCAACUAGUUCGCGCUAGAGUCAAAUUGCAGCUAGGAAUAAACAAAGAGGGGGGAGUAGGGAAGUAUUUAGGUUUACCUGAACAUUUUGGGAGGAAGAAGAAGGAUCUCUUUGCCUCCAUUGUAGACCGGAUGAAGCAGAAAGCGAUGAGUUGGUCGACAAGGUUCCUAUCUACAGCGGGCAAGAUGACAAUGCUUCAGUCUGUCCUCUCUCCCAUCCCGUCCUUUGCAAUGUCAUGCUUCCAGCUACCUGCAGGUUUUUGUAGCCAAAUCCAAUCAGUUUUGACCCGAUUCUGGUGGGACAACAACAAAGGAGACAGGAAAAUUUGCUGGCUUGCUUGGGACAAGCUCACAAAACCUAAAAGUCAGGGAGGCCUAGGGUUCAGGGAUGUUAGACUGUUCAACCAGGCCUUACUAGGGAAGAUAGCGUGGAGAAUUUUGAAAAAACCUGACUGCCUCUUAUCUAGAGUUCUCCUUGGCAAAUAUUGCCAUCAUCAAUCCUUUCUAUCUACUCAAGCUAGCAAGAGCUCCUCUCAUGGAUGGAAAGGAAUUGUCUGGGGAAGGGACCUACUGAUUUCACAUCUUGGUAAGGCCAUUGGUAAUGGUACCUCAACCAGAGUUUGGACAGAUUCUUGGAUAGACCCUAAGAAUAAUCUACGACCAUUCGGGCCUUCUACAGAACAUGAUCAGGAUCUCCUAGUUGCUGAUCUCCUCUCUACUGAAACAAGGGAAUGGAACGUGGCCCGUAUUAAGGAUACUCUACCGGAAUUGUCUCACCUCAUCCUCAAGAUAAAACCAAGCACUUUAGGUGGUGAAGACGCUCUUAUCUGGCCUCUGAAUAAUACGGGAGAGUACACCACCAAGUCUGGUUACUUUGCAGCAACCCAGUCUCUGCAUAGCCCUCCAUCUCCGUUUGAUCACGAUGAUACCUUAAACUGGAGGAAACUGGUCUGGACCCCUCGUCUCUCGCCCAAACUUAAGCUCUUUUUGUGGAAGAUCAUUCAUAAUGCACUACCAACGGGCGAAAACCUCCAAAGGAGAGGUCUACUGGCUAACACACAUUGUGCCAGAUGCGGUGAGAUAGAGACCACUUUGCACUUGUUUUUCAAUUGUGAAUUCGCACAGGAAGUUUGGGACCUAGUUCCUUGGGACGGAGGUUUCGACCCAACACAACCGUUAUCUUUCGUCGAAGCUCUUAUCCUCUCCACCACCAAACGCAAUCUCCCUCCAACGGGGAUCACAAUCAACCUGCUCCCUUGGAUCUGCUGGUUCCUGUGGAUCAGCCGGAACCAGCUCACUUUUGAGAAUCGACGAUCGUCCCCUGCAGCUCUGAUAACAAAAGGUCUCAAGGCAGCGCAAGAAUGGGAACUCGCGCAAUCCCCGACGGCUCCCACGCUCUCCAAAUCGCAUCCUCCGCCACAGUCGAUGGAUCUCUCUGACACGACAAUCCUCUGCAAUACGGAUGGUGCCUGGAAAGCUGACUCUGUGGUUGCAGGAUCAGAAUGGGUCUUCAGAGAUAAACACCAAGAGGUAGGGAGAGGAGGAAGAUCUCACCAUCACGUUGCAUCACCACUUCUUGCAGAAGCUCUAGCCAUUAGAGAUGCUCUACUUCACGCCUUCUCACUCGGCUUCACCUCGAUCUGGCUCCGUUCAGAUGCUCAAGCGCUCGUCACGGCGAUCACCACGAAGCGAAGACCGACAGAACUCUACGGAGUGUUGUCGGACAUCGAUUCGAUCUCUUCCUUGUUUUCAGUCUGUCGCUUUUCAUUUUGCCCUCGGGCCUCUAAUGGGCUAGCGGACACAUUAGCAAAAGCCCACCUUUGUAUUGCCCCCUUGGACCAACUCGUUUAG